Molecule: messenger RNA, 1183 nt
Organism: Argentina anserina (silverweed cinquefoil)
Lineage: Eukaryota; Viridiplantae; Streptophyta; Magnoliopsida; Rosales; Rosaceae
Exons: 2
Coding region: 63-944 (293 amino acids)
Source: RefSeq, a predicted model, not a curated record
GAUCAUCGAUAACCAGAGUGGGGGAGAGAAAGAAAAGAAAAACGAAAAAGAACACCAAUACGAUGAUGUACAGCAACAACAAUUCCACCUUGAAGAAUGCAAGAACUACUUUCCUCAAGAAAUCAGAUUCAAUGCAACUCCCAGCAUAUCAUCAACCCAUAGAAUCUGUCCCUAGAAGGUGUGCUUCGCUAAAGUUUCCGACCUCUCCUCAACUUGUCUUGGGGGAGGAGAUGCUCCAUUUUAGUCACCCACAACAUCCUCUUUCCCAUGUGAACUUACCAGACCUCUUCACCUGCGCCGGCUGUAAAGAGUACGGCGCAGGCAAGAGGUUCACUUGUCAACAAUGUGACUAUCAGGUUCAUGAUUUUUGUGCCUUGUCUCCUCCAGCUCUAAAAAGUCAUCCCUUCCAUUGCCAACACCAACUUGUUUUCUAUUCUAAACCAGUAAAAGGAGGGAUGGCGCAGUCGAAGUGUGAUGUUUGCAACAAGCCGAUCAAAGGGUUUGCUUUUAGAUGCGGUGCAUGUAGUUUUCAGAUGCAUCCCUGCUGCGCCAUGCUAUCUUCAGAAAUCACCUUGCCAUAUGUCCAUUCCCAUACCCUAAAACUCUUACCUGCAUCAAGUGGCAACGAUCCGAGUUUCGUUUGUGGUGAGUGCAGGAGGAAGAGGUCAGGCACAAGAGUGUACCACUGCACCGUCUGUGAUUACCAUCUUCAUGCGGUUUGCGCAAAGAAUAUGAUCAAUGGACUUCAUGAAAAUGGCAUCAAGAACAGAGAAAAGCCCAGCAUGUUGGGAACUGCAGCACGCCUGGCAUCUCAGGUGGUCAUCGAGUUCAUCGGGGGAUUGAUUGAGGGGCUUGGAGAAGGUGUUGCAGAAGUGUUUGUCCAAAAUGUCACCAGGUCAGGAAGGGGCAACGGUAGACGAAGAAGCAGAAGAACUACUAGAUAGUGUUUCCUCAUCAUGCACAUGCAGAUAUUGAUAACGCCUGGACUUUGGGAGUGGGAUUAUAUAAAUUACUACCUACGAGUAUAAAUACAUAGGUAUAUACAGUUUCCUUUUCUUUUCUCUUUCUUGGAUUUCUUGUGGGAACAUUAUUGUAAUGUAAACAGCUGAUGAUUGGAUUGGAGUGCCUACUAUUUGUUUCAUGUAUGUAUGUUACAACUUCCUACUUUAUAUAAGUAUUUGCU